GCAUACAAAGGAGACUCUUGCUCAUCUCCCCCAUUUUGCCUCUCUUCCUUGCCCCACAGCAAUCUCAAAGGCUUCAUUUCAUCUCCUCUCAGCACCGCCAGCGGUCGGCAGCAUUCAGCAUCCGGCUACCAGGAAGGCAGGAUCAAUGGACAGGCUGAACGCCAAGCUGUACAUGCAGAACUGCUACAUCCUCAAGGAGAACGAGCGGCUGCGCAAGAAGGCGCAGCUGCUGAACCAGGAGAACCAGGCCCUGCUCACCGAGCUCAAGCAGCGGCUUGCCAAGACGGCGGCGAACAAGGCCAGCGGCAAUGGAAACACUGCCCCUGGCGUCCGCGCACCCCUCCCUGACCUCAACACAGCUCCACCGGCACACACUGCUGGCCAUGAGAAGACCAAGAAGGCGGCCGCAAACUGAUUUCAGUUGCUCGGUACUGGAGAACAUAUCCAGUGCUCCCACCAGUUAGGUGCUACUGGAUAUGUUCUCCGUGGUACUGUCAUGAAAUAGAGUCUGUAACCAUUAAGGUUCUAGCUUUGAAUGUUAAGAAUGUUUGCUUCGUUUUAGCCAUGGAACUGCACCUCUACUGUUAUGUAGUAGGGUCCUUCUGAAUGGAUAGAUAGAUCAACUAGGAGUAUAUAGACAUGGUUGGGUCAAUGUGUGCUAGUAGUACAUGGCAGUGGUGUUGGAGCAGCUCUUGCUUUUCCAGUCAUGGGAAAUGUCAUUUACUGCUCGUUUGAUGACAA
This is a messenger RNA of Brachypodium distachyon (stiff brome), 741 nucleotides long. Its product is annotated as protein LITTLE ZIPPER 4. The coding region runs from base 146 to 415 and encodes 89 amino acids. The transcript is spliced from 2 exons. NCBI's taxonomy places the organism in Eukaryota, Viridiplantae, Streptophyta, Magnoliopsida, Poales, Poaceae. The record is from RefSeq and is a predicted model, not a curated record.